Pectinophora gossypiella (pink bollworm) is the source of this 4234-nucleotide messenger RNA. It is a transcript of the gene p53, whose product is annotated as cellular tumor antigen p53-like. Gene Ontology annotation, cellular component: nucleus. The transcript has 8 exons. Gene Ontology annotation, molecular function: DNA-binding transcription factor activity, RNA polymerase II-specific; RNA polymerase II cis-regulatory region sequence-specific DNA binding. The record is from RefSeq and is a predicted model, not a curated record. Gene Ontology annotation, biological process: regulation of transcription by RNA polymerase II; apoptotic process. The coding region runs from base 601 to 1707 and encodes 368 amino acids. NCBI's taxonomy places the organism in Eukaryota, Metazoa, Arthropoda, Insecta, Lepidoptera, Gelechiidae.
GCGAUGGGUCGUUAUCGGUUUUUGAGAUAACGUAACGUAAGCGUUAUGUGAUUUCCAAUAACUAGUUUCUUAACUAGUGAUUUUUAUAACUAGUUAUUUUCACAACGUUCUGAAGCAAACGUGAUAAUUGUAACGUAAAAUCGUUUGGUUAGGUAGCAGUAUACUUGUCAUUACGAAUAUUGUAAAACCAGUGAUUUUGCGUGAGUAGUGAAAGUAGCCAAACAUCGACGCUAUGCCUUAAACAUAAGAGUGAAUUCGAUUUAACUUUAUGGCGUUGUGAUUAAAAGAGUUAUUGAAGACUGAUGCCUAUUUCGAUCGUUUAAAUGGCGUUAUGAAUAUCACUAGUUUUUGUUGUAGUGGAAAACGAGUGAUCACUGUUCGAGCUCGUAACUGCAUAUAUAACCAGUUAUGGUUAAUAACGCCCAUCGCUAUUUUCGAUGCGGUGCCUCACUCAGGUGCUGUGGUGAACAAGUGGUGGAGAUUCUUUUGAAUUACUUUAUCUUUUCUAAUAUAUAACAAAUUCUAUCUAAUUUUAGAUACAUUUUAUUGUAACAUUUAUUUAAUCAUCGUGCUAAGUGUUUAAAUAUUUUAUGGGUGAAAAUGUUCAAGCAAGAGGAAUACGCCCCGCUAUUGGGCAAUGAAGAAUAUAGUCCCAAUUCCAAUUUGGAGUACAUAUUGCCCGCGUCUCAGGAUUUCAUAAUGAAUGAUCUGAUGCAGCUUAUGCCUCAAGGGGGCUUGCCGGCUACCGACAUGUUGCUACUGCCUGCAGAACUUGAGGAUACGAUAGAUGCAAACACCAAGUUCGAGCUGGUCACACCAAAGUUCACACCGGUAUCCCCGCGCGGGCCGCCGGAGCGUGCGGUGUUCGCAGGCGAGCUGGACUUCCAAGUUGAGAUCAACGCCUCAGACACGCACAAACGAAAAUACCUGUACUCGGCCAUCCUCAACCGCAUCUACGUGGAUAUGAAAACGAACUUCUCUGUGACGUACCGCUGGGCCGCGGGUCGUGCGCCUGCGCCGCUGUACGUGCGCAGUGUCGUCGUGUUCUCCGACGAGUCCCAGGCUGAGAAGAGGGUGGAGCGAUGCACGCAACACACGCACGAAGUUACCAAUACUGGGAUAAGCCAGGAAAUAGUGAAGAAUGUUCUCCACUCGGCGCGUGAGAAGGGCACCCGCGGGGUGUACUACUGCGGCCGCGCCGACGAGGCCGACUCGUGGCUGUCAGUGCUGGUGGAGCUGCCCCCCGGGGCGGCGGGGGCGGCGGGCCACGCGUACCAGUUCGUCUGCAAGAACAGUUGCUCGAACGGCAUCAAUAGACGCGCCAUCGAUGUCAUAUUCACUCUUGAGGAUGCCAGCGGGCACGUGUACGGGCGGCAGGCGGUGGGCGCGCGCGUGUGCGCGUGCCCGCGGCGCGACAUCAGCCGCGACGAGGAGGCCGAGGGCGCCGCCCGGGGCAAGCGCCGCGCGCCGCACGACGCGCCGCCCCGGGGCAAGCGCCCGCGGGCUGACGACGACGCCGCGGUCGCCCUCACCCUGCCCGCGCUGCAAGUGAUCGGGACGAAGACAGCGGUGACAGGACUUGAAGUGAUGGUCAGCAUGAUGGAGCAGGCAGCUAGCUUCAAACGCAACGACCCGCAAGCCACCGAAAACUACAACAAGUGCAUAGCCAACCUCAAGAGCCAGAUAGAGAAACUUAAGAAGUCAUAAAUAUGCGCUAAGCUAUAGCACAAACUGACAGGAGCAUUAAACAGCCUAUAUCAAUUUCAAGUCAAAGAAUAGUACUAUGUAUGGAACCUUAUAGAGAAUACUCCACCACGCUGCGCCACUGCGGGCUAGUGAAGGUGUUUUUACAUUAUUGUUUAUUGAGACAAUGAGGUGAUUAGCGUCGGCCUUAGGGCGGUGCGAACGGUUCGACCGCACCGGGCGCCGAAAUGGGGGGGAUAAUCAACAAGACUGGUCCACCCUGGCCAGCAAACCCGUAUCUAAAGGGAAGCAACCACUGCAGGUGAUUCAAUCCUGCAAAGUCCCCACAAAGGACGGUCUCACAAAGUGGUUUCGACAAUGUCCCCAUCGGGAAUCGAACCCGGUCCCCUGAGGUUGAUUUAGGGGAGGCCUGUGUCCAGCACUGGGGCGUAGGCUGAUGUUACGUUAUAGAACGGUAACUCUCUACCCCGCACCAAUUCGUAAGUUGACUCUUCAAGAAGGUGGAUUGUCUGUAAUGAUGGGUAAUUUCUACUCUUCUACUUCUAUCGUGUGGAUUGUGAGGUGGAUUACCAACCCCAUCAAUUUCUACUAUAUGUAUGGUUAUAUAGGCUGUUUGCUAUGAAAAAGCUCUAGAUAGUCAGUUAUGUGACUGAAUACUUGUUAAAGUUUGAAUAAUAUGACGUAAGAAUAAAAGCAACGUCGGCCUCAAGUCGGGAUUGAUUUGAAAUGGAAAAUACCGAUUUAGUACAAAUGUUAUGACAUUGGUAUUAAGAAAUACACUUAUUUAGUAGAUAGGGCCAUAUUCUACGAUAUGGGAUGUGUGGUUCACAGGGGUUGUUUAAAAAACCAUUAUUUUUUUUACAGUGAAACUAAUUAUUGUUGCAUAUGUUUGGGCAAAUGUACAGUCAUGAGCAAUAUAAUGUACCCACUCUACCCACUUUAGGACUCUGUCGCACUAACAUAUUUGACAUUUAGUGAGACUUACAGUUCAAUUUGUCAAAAAAGUUAAUGUGACAUGGUACCAAAGUGUAUACAUAUUAAUGCUCGUGACCGUAUGACGGGUUUUCUAACCUCUAUAUUGAUUGAUACUUAUAAGCCUCGUAUCCGUUAGGCGGUUUUUUUCGAGCGACAUGUCCCCGGUGACAUCAGACUAUGUCGCCAGACUGCAAAUUGGUCAGUGGCGACGUCGCCAUACCUCAAAUUUGAUAUUGGCGACGUCGCCAGAUCUCAUAUUGGAGAGUGGCGAAGGUGUUUGUUUCCGCGGAGACGCUCAAGAAAUGUCUACUAAAUUUUGUUUCGUAUUGAAGAAACUUAAAUUUAUUUUAAACUGUUCAUUCAAUGAGGAAGCCUAAGACUUAUUUUAGAGCAUUUUUUUAGUUUAUUUUUAAAUAGGGUUAAACAUAAGUUGCUAUAGUUUUGUAAGUUUUUUAGUAAGUUCUCCUUUACCUACCAGUUUUUUUUUUCCAUUAAAUAUUACGGCUUUAUUGUACCACUGAAGAUUGUAUAAUUAUAAAAAUAUUUUACAUAUCGUCGCGUUAUAGAGAAACUGCGUGAGCGCUUUUUUGUAAAAUCACAAUCGACUUCUUCUAAUCCUGGAUUGAUACUAGCAUGAACAUUGCGAGAUUGUGUUAACAAAAAUCACAUCUGAAUGCGCUUACGUGGUUUCCUAAUUGCUUUAAUUGAUAGAUGUUACAAGUAAAUUUUUAAAUUUGUUCAGUGCCUUAAUAGAUUAUGUACCUCUAUGAGAUUAUUAAAUUGAUAUAAAAACCAAGAGUCGACAGGUAUAAGUUGUCAUACUAAAAUAAAUAAUGUUAUCCGUCAUUAUCGACACUGUGCUACAGGUUAUGAUCAACGUCAGGUAUUUUUCAAUAUUUUUUUAGACAAUUUGUCGCUCAUAUAAAUUUAAAACUUUUUAAGGCUUUUGUAUCUCUGUAGCCGUAGUAACACCGUCAUACUGCGCGCGAAAAUGAACCAAUGGAAUUGGAUUAUUUAUCGCUUAGCCGAUAGAGUUGAUGCUAUUAUCGCGUCGCGCGCGAUAUGCAGUUGCUAUUGGUCAAGUUAAGCUACUCAACAGUUUACCACCGAAGAUUUCGCCACAUAGCAUUAUAACUUUGAGUUCUAUUUGAAACUUUAUUUUAUAAUUCCUUUUUUUUAUAGGAUUUUUUACGUUCAGAGUAGUGUAUUUCGAAUUAUGUUUAGUUCAAGAUCUAUUUCCAGUAGAUUUCGGGAUUUGAUUGUUUUUUUAGUGCUAUGAAUGUGUAUUAAGCAAUUAUAGAUACCUUCCUAUGCUCCAUUAAAUAUAGCUUUAUUAAUCUGACAGCUGUCAGACACACUAACCUACACACACACUACACUUUGAUACUUGUCUCUUUUACACUAAGAUGUAUCUGCCUUGCUAUCAAAUUAAUCCAGCUAUGUUUGACAGAGUAUGGCAAUAGUUUUAUUAUUCUUGUAUUUUUAAGUAAAGAUGAAGAGGAAAUAACCAAAACCUAUUUUGUAUAUGCAAAAUAAAGUUUCAUAAAAUUCUAAA